UAUUGGUGAUGUAGCGGCAGUGUGUAUCGGUUGAACUGCUGCUGUAGAUCAUCUGAUUGGAUGGUUUGAAUAUCAGAACUGUCUGUCUGUGUAGUUCCAGAGAAAGUUCCUUGUGGAAGUUAUACUGUUCGGAGUUGGAUCAGCAGAUAGUCAGUAGGGUGCACGUUAGGUGCACGUUAGGUGCACGUUGUGUGGACGUUGCAUGGAUGUGGCACGUGGGAUGAUUACCCUCAACAGGAAUUGUUCUAGUUCGGUUGUAGGGAUCGGAACAUUACGUUGUUGGAACGUUGCGAGUAGUAUAUUGUUCCGAUAGUGUUUGUGUUGGCGUGUUGAUCGUUGGCUGGGGUGCUGGGAGCACACGAGCUAGCCCCCACACGCUGUCACUCCACUUUGCCUACCUGUCUCAGAGGGCAGUUUCUCAAUAAUACAACAUCUUUCUCCAAGAGCCAAGGGUUUACCAACACGCUAUAGCGUAGGUGUCUACUGCUCCGUCGUCCCCUAGGACUGCACUAGACUGCUGUACGAGAAAGGCCUGAUCAACCUGUCUCAUCAUGGCUGAACCGGGGACACCUGCGGGUGGCCAAAGUCAGGGUAAUCCGCAGGAUGUUGGCAGUGUCCGUGAUGGAGGAUGAGGAGGCAGGAGAUGUGCCGUUCCGAGAGGUGGUGGGGUGCCUGAUGUGGGUCGCCAACGGGACAAGGCCCGACAUCUCGAAUGCCGUGCGGGCGGUGGCGAGGCACUCUCAUGAGCCAAAGAAGAGAGACUGGAAGGCAGCUCAGAAGAUUCUGAAUUAUCUUCUGGCAACGGCACAUCUAACUCUGAAGUACAAGAGAGACAGUACGGUUGAUGACGUAGGCACGUUGGUGUAUGUAGAUGCAGACUUUGCCAGCAAGGCCACUGACCGUAGAUCAGUUUCGGGAGCACUAGUCAUCGUAGCUGCUUGUCUUGUAGCUUGGCUUUCUUGGACGCAGAAAUGUGUUUCACAGUCGACUUCUGAGGCAGAGUAUCUUGCGAUGGGCGAUGGUGUGAAGGAGUCUCUGUUUGUGAACGGAAUGCUUCAGUUCUUGAGGCCUAGUGUAGAGCCUCGUAAGAUUGACGUCCUUGAGGACAACGAGGGAGCGAUUGCGCUCGCAGAGAAUCCGCUUAGCUCGUGCAGGAGUAAGCACAUCGAUGUGAGGCACCACUUUCUUAGGAAUUUAACCGAGGAGGGUGUGAUCGAGAUCACCCAUGUUCCCAGCGAAAAACAACAUGCGGACAUCCUCACGAAGGCUCUGCCGAGGAGUAUUUUUGAAGUUCACCGUGACUUUGCGUUGGGCUCUAGGAAGUAG
This is a messenger RNA of Ectocarpus sp. CCAP 1310/34, 1326 nucleotides long. Lineage: Eukaryota; Phaeophyceae; Ectocarpales; Ectocarpaceae. The record is from the annotation of a GenBank genome assembly.